Messenger RNA from Elaeis guineensis (African oil palm), 1219 nucleotides. RefSeq lists its product as uncharacterized. NCBI's taxonomy places the organism in Eukaryota, Viridiplantae, Streptophyta, Magnoliopsida, Arecales, Arecaceae. The record is from RefSeq and is a predicted model, not a curated record. Gene Ontology annotation, molecular function: calcium ion binding.
GUAGAGAGGCUCUUGGCCUCUAUCUCCAGCCUCUUUUUCGUUUUUUCUGCGACAUCACGACAGAGAAAUGUGUAGGGUUCUGUGAUAUCUUUUUUGUCCUCGGCACGCAACACCUUCGCCCCACUUCUUUUCUACGGAAAGAGACGAGAUCGACGAGCCCAUCUCUUCCCCUCCCUCCACCUUCUCACUCUCUCUCCCUCUGGGUCGCCCUCGCAACGUCCAACCGCCAAAAGAAAGGCUUGAUAGAUCCCAUCGGCCCCCUUCGCCACCAAAUCCCCAUCGUCGUCAUCGCCAACCAGAAGCCCACAUCCGAUCCUCUUCCCUUCCUACACCUAUCUCUUUAUCCUCCCAUCUCUCCCCAACUCCCCCCCCCCCCCCCGGCCGCGAGAGAGAUAGAGAGGAGAGGGCAAUCGAAAUGGGCAACGCCUCGUCGAUGCUGACCCAAUACGAUAUAGAGGAAGUCCAGGAGCACUGCAACUAUCUCUUCUCGCUGCAAGAGAUAGUCUCCCUCUACCAGAGAUUCUGCCAGCUGGACCGUAACGCCAAGGGAUUCAUCUCUGCCGACGAGUUCCUCUCCAUCCCCGAAUUCGCCCUCAACCCCUUCUCCCAGAGGUUGCUAAAGAUGGUCGAUGGAUUGAACUUUAAGGACUUUGUGGCAUUUCUUUCAACAUUCAGCUCGAAAGCCACCCUCGAGCAGAAGAUAGAAUUGAUAUUUAAGGUGUAUGACAUUGAUGGUAAGGGAAAAGUGACUUUCAAAGACUUGUUGGAGGUGCUUCGUGAUUUGACAGGAUCUUUCAUGUCUGAGGAGCAGAGAGAGAAAGUUCUGAGCCAGGUAUUGGAGGAGGCUGGUUACUCAAGAAAUUGUUCACUUUUGUUGGAAGAUUUUGUUAAGAUUCUUGGCAAACCUGGCUUGAAAAUGGAAGUGGAAGUGCCAGUUGACUAGAUAUUGCCGGACUUUGUACAGAGGCUUCAAUCAAAUACAGGAUCAUCCUUGUUCAACAACUUCAAGACUAAGAAAUAAAAUGCUUAAUUUUUGCUCUUGAAUAAGAUUUUUGAUGUGUUAUAAAUAGAAAAAAUAUAAAUUUUGGCUUACCUUCCUCGAGCUUUUUUAAUUUGGUUAGCAUGUUAUAUUCUCAUAAUGUCAUAUGCGUGUCAAACUGUAACACAGAACCGAAGUAGUUUUUUUGAGCAAUCAAGAUGGGGGUAGUUUUGAGAUUGA